Molecule: messenger RNA, 4027 nt
Organism: Styela clava
Lineage: Eukaryota; Metazoa; Chordata; Ascidiacea; Stolidobranchia; Styelidae
Product: atlastin-2-like
Molecular function (GO): GTPase activity; GTP binding
Source: RefSeq, a predicted model, not a curated record
GUUGAAAAAAUAGAUCUCAUGGAAUGACACAAAGUAAAAUUCUGAUUUAAUAACGCUGCCAUUACCUCGACCUCGCGCGGAUUCAAGUAGUGCGCGCUGGUAUUUGUAAAUUGUUUUCGGUAAUACAUUGAAAGCAAAUAGGGCUCGUCACAAGACCUGGGGAAUUACCGGAACAAAUACCUAGGCUUGAAGUAGACGGAGCGUAUCAUAUUGUUCCAUAGGAUGUAAAUGCCUUUAUAGCAGGCGGAAUUGAAUUUUGAUCGACAUUAGGUAAUUGUGUAGCGGGGUAAGAAUUAAGGUAGAAAUCUUUGUUGUUAGAUGCGCAUCGAAUUUGUACAGCUCGCAAUUGAUAAAUCGAACCAGGCGACAGUGCAGCAAAUACAAAAUGGUAAAAACAACAUCCAUAACGUGCAUCAAAGACGGUAAGAUUCGACUUGAUCGCAAUGCUCUAUGUAGCAUUACUCUGCGAUCAGAUAUUAAAGAAAAUCGUAUUGCUGUGAUUUCCAUUUUUCAUGAUGGCAGAUCAAAUAAUGUGAAUGCGGAUAUAUUACAUCAAUAUUUUCAAAUUAAAAAGUGGGAAAGAAAGCAAUGGAUGAGCGAGAUCGGAAAGUCACCAGAUAUUGACAGAAAAUCCGACAAACCUGUUAUAAGAAUAUGGGAUGACUUGAUAAUGAUAAACACUGAAUCUGGAGAAAAGAUCGGAGUGUUGAUCAUGGAGAGCAUAGUAGCCUUAGAUGACAAAGAAGUGAUAAAGGAACACAACUCCGUCAAAUUACUUACCUGGAGCUUGUUGGCAAGUUCGAUUUCGAUUGUAAAUAUUUCCCGAAGGAUGCAAAAAUGUGACCUUGAAAAUUUGCAGAUUUCAAUGGAUUACGCUUUGGCAGUCGCUGCAAAGAAAGCGACAAGUUUGAAGCUUCAUUCAGUCAUGUUUCUGGUACAAGAUUGGAUGGGAACAAAUAAAUACCGUUUUGGAAUAGAUGGAGGGAAAAGUUAUUUAGAAGAGCUUUCUUCUCAAAGUGAAACACGAGAGACGUUAAAACACCUGAAAUCAGCUCAAACAGAAAUGGAAUGUUUCUUGCUACCACAUCGACAAGCAGUGGAUAUGAAUGAUCCAUUUUGUAACAACAACAACAGAGACAGAGAAACGGUGUUUGGUGGAUAUGUGUCGUCAUUCGGAGAUACUUUAUUAAAUCGAACAAAGAGCUUCAAGGAUUCAAAAGCCCCAAUGGAGAUCUUUGAACUAUUGACCUCUCAUGAUCAACUAUUCGAUUCUCCUGUGAUAUGUGAACCAAAACUAUUAUUGCAGGAAGCGUCCAAGGACCAUUAUGAAAAUGUCUGUGCACAAUGCUUUAAGAAAUAUGAUCGAACAAUGAGGGUUCGUACAAAAGGAGUUCAGUUUGACGAAAUAUUGGAUAUAAACCGGGAAGUUACUGUGAAUACCUUGAAAGAAUUUGACUCGUCAUCAAGGGUCGGUCUAGAAUCUUUGAGAACUGAAUUUCGCGACAAACUAGCAAACAAAUGUAAUAACCUUCACAGACAAUAUGAAGAUACUGCAAAUAAUCGAAUGUUAGAAGCUGAAAAACAGUUGACAGAAAUUGCAGACAGGGAAAUGUGUGAAUAUAUUGCCGAGAUUGAGAAAAAACUAGUCGGUCAGAUAUCUGAUGCUGACCUCGAUAUGUGUCAUCAGCAGUAUUAUUUGGGCGCAAUCAAAUCUUUCCGAUCGAAAACAUCCACACCGAUAUUUGAACGCUGUGAAAAGCUCAAGAACAAAUUUAAUGGAAAGAUGCAAAAUGAUAUUAAAGAAUAUUAUAAACGAUUAAAAGACGAAAACGAGAAGAACUGGAACAUGAAAGAGUUACAAAAACUGGUGAAUGACAUGACUGACCAAUAUCGGAAAAGAAUAAACGAUCAUUCAACAAAAGGAGUUGCUGAAAAAAGUUUACAGGAGGAACAUACCAAAAUUUGUGCUUCUGUUGGUUCUCAAUUCAACGACAAGGCAUCUUUCGCGCCAAGUGCAUUAGUGAAAACGAAUAAAGGAAAUCUCAACGACAGAAUCAGAACAAUGUAUUUUGAAGCGCUUACUGAAAACAGGAAUGUGGCAAGGGUGAAGAAUAAGAAAUUGGAAGAAUUGGUCAACCAGAUGGCAAAACAAUUUCAACAAAAAAUUAACGAGGUAGCAAAAGGCAUCAAUGCAAAUGAACUACAGGCAAAAUACAAUCAGAUUCGUCAUUCGGUCCUAUCGCUGUUCAAUACUACAGCAUCAUCGAUUUCUGUGAGUGAUCUGGUUGAAACGCACAGACGCAAUCCAAUGCAGAUUAUAGACAUGAUGUAUAAUGAAGCAUGUACCAAGAAUAGGAAUAUGGCGCAAACUGCAAUUGAACGCAAUCGUCUCGAGCAACGGUUAUUGCAGUUGGGAAACCAUGGGGCUCCCGAAGGCCCUCAUCUAGUCCGAGCUGUGUUGGAACAUACGCAGGUACAACAGGGCCCCAAUGGUGUAAGAGUAACUCGUACAGUUCGAAGAGUAUUUCUUCCAGGCGGCGGUAUUAGACGAUAAUCAGUUUUUCGUCCUCUUCUGCAAUCUAUAAAUAUCCGACGCAUCUACAUUCCGAGUGAAGAGGAAUUUAUUGUUUCAAUAGCAGGGCGGUCGCUAGAAAAACAGAUUUUCUUAAAAGCAUCCGUUACACUCAGAUGCGAAAAAUGUCGUCCGUGCAGUGUCUUAACCUAGGAGUACAAGCUUGCAGGCAUUUUGAAGGUUAACUUAACUUGAAGGUGGGAUAUCAUUCCAAUUCGACCUAUACGCAUUUAUUCGUGAUCUUGCCAUACCUUCAAAUUUUCUGCUUUCCUAGCGACCACCAUGUAGUAUUCAAUCUUAGUUGAAAAGCUAAAAAACUUGAAACUGCCACUUUGCAUUCAAACUUCUAUAUUAUAUAUAUAUUUUUUUCUAUGUUCUAUUGAUUAUUAUAUAUACUUGAUAAUUAUUUUCAGUAUUGGAAAACUCGCAGAAUAAACGUACGUCAUGGUUUUGAGUGCUAAGUGUAAUAUUCCCAAGAAGCUCUAUAACCAUACGAAAUAUAUUUUAAACCUGCUAUCGACCUGUCUCCAUAGCACAGAAUGACAGAGAAUGCAAAUCACAGACGUGGGCUAUUUAUUCACAAUCAUAUUACAUACUUCAAUACCGGCAUCGAAGAGGGAGUCUGGGUGGUAUUUUCAAAAUUUAGUUGAGAGAUGCAACUCGGCUGAAUAUAAUAUACGGUAGCACAUAUAUCGACUUGACGCAAACGUUUUAUGCGAAUAUGGUUACAUUCACAUAAGAUAACAAAUAAAUUCUUCAUACAAGAGUGGAGCAAAACAUACCCAAUAAAGGAGCUAACAUGUGCGAUAUGAGCAAUUUCUUCCUUCAUCCCGAAGAAUAUGAUUGAUAUGAAUUGCCAGGGCAAUAAGCUGAGUAAUAACAAGCACGCACUGAGAGCUCAGUGGAUAUACAAAUCACCUUAGUCUAAAUAUUCAGUAUUCCAAUGAAGUGCCAUACAACUUGUCCAGUUUGAAAGCUAAAUCAGGUCCAGAUACAAGUACACCACCUAUAGCUAACCUUGUUAUUUGAGUAAUAACGAUUAAUUGAUCCUCAUCAAAAAUCAAGAUAUCAUAAUUCAUUUCAUAUGGAUAAAUCUGUACCAAUCCAUUUAAUUUUGGCUUUCAUUUAAACAAAUUCCUUAAGCCAUAAUCUAUCCGUAUUAAAGCAUAUGGGCUUGAUUUAAAUUAAAACAUGUCUUGCAAAGCAAUGGGCAACUCUCUCCAUAUUAUUCAAUAUUAAUGCAUCAUGUGGUUUCACUUGGCGCAGUACACAUUCCCUAUACUUAGGUGCAUUUAAUGCAGAUAAACAAUGUUUAGUUGGUGAUCCACAGUUAGCAGUCAACUUUUGUUAAAUUCUUCUGCACUAUAAGGAUUACCGUUCUGUACAUAACUACUGCCCAAGCCAUAUAAAUGGCCACAGUACUUGGUCUCAUCAAUAUGGUCUUCAAAAAACAUC